Messenger RNA from Tachysurus vachellii, 3161 nucleotides. RefSeq names its product membrane cofactor protein-like. Bases 317 to 1300 code for a protein of 327 amino acids. Lineage: Eukaryota; Metazoa; Chordata; Actinopteri; Siluriformes; Bagridae. The record is from RefSeq and is a predicted model, not a curated record. The transcript has 12 exons.
GGCACUCCAUAAGACAAGUUGCUAGUCAUCUGACGAGUGGAAUAUUCACGUCUAAAACCCCAAGCAGAAACUAGAGAUAAUAUCCAUGCAACACGAGCAAAAAACGUAAUCUUAUGACGUAAUCUACUGCGAGUUUACAUGUAGAAUGAUUACGCUAAAUGGUGAAGAAUAGCUCAUGUUCUCACAGGGGUGUAACCACAAUUCCGGUCAUUUAUUCAGGAUCUGGUGGUGUUUAAAAGGCUGUACUCGGUUUUUAACAGGUUCGACAGAGCUUUUUUGGGAUUUAAACUGAAAAGUGAAAAGAACACUGAAAACCAUGUGGGAGACACCGAGCUACACCCUGAUCGUCCUUCUCAUAUGUCUCAUGAAGGCUGGAGAAAUCCGAGCACAAUGUGUCAGACCCAUUAUUGGGGAAAAUAGGAUUCUCACUGAAACUUCAAGGCAAGACAAUUUCCCUGAUGGAUCGACACUAACAUACAAAUGUUCCACUGGUUAUGUACCGGCGCAGCCUGGAAGUUCCAAUUCAAUCACCUGCAAAGGAAACCAGUGGACUGAACUACAACUUCAGUGCAAAUUAAAGUCCUGUGGAAGUCCGGGUGAUAUUCAACAUGGAAAGUAUUUAACUCCAAAUGGAAUAGAUUUUGGUGCAACAAUCACUGCACAGUGUGACGAAGGGUAUAUGCUUGUUGGAGAGAGUACUAGAAAUUGUCAAGCUGAAGGUUGGGAUGGAAGAGACCCUGUGUGUGAAGCGGUGAAAUGUAAACCACCUCCUAGUAUACAGAAUGGAAAUUUUGAUCCCAUAGAUGAGGUUUAUAAUUAUAAUCAGGCAGUCACAUACUCUUGUGAAAAAGAUUACAAUCUUAUUGGAGAAUCAACAAUAUCCUGUUCUGACAAAGGAUCCUUUCCUCCUCCUCCUCGGUGUUUAAAAAUCAGUUGUGAUGCACCUACAAUUGAAAAUGCAGUUAGAACUGGAGGCAAGUCACCACCCUACAAAUAUAAAGAGUUUGUCGAGUAUCAGUGUAACAAAGGCUACAAAAUGGAAGGAUCGCGCUCCCUUACAUGUGAAGAAAACGGAUGGAACCCAUCUCCUCCAUUGUGCAUUGAAGAUAAAAUAGGCCCAGGUCCAAUCCCAGUCACUGAUGCUCCCCCGCAUGAUCAAGGAAAGCUUACUGUUGGUGCUAAGGUUGGGAUCGGGUUCGGGGUCGUGGGAGGGAUCGGCUUAUUGGCAUUUAUCUUGUUUUAUUUGAAGAAAAGAAAUGGUUUCGGAAAGGUGCCCACUAGUAAUGAAGAGAGCUCGUAACCACAUCAGUGUCCUGAAAUGAGUCCCUGUGAAAAUCGUCGUUCCUCUGCUUCCUGCUGGUCUGUAUGCUUUCCUCUGGAGCUCAUCUUGGAGAGAGAUCAGAGCUUCUGUUUUUUGUUUUUUUUUAAUUUUUCAUGAAUGUGCACUUCGUAGAUUAAGUUUUAGAUUAAGACUUUCUCCUUCAGGACAGGGGCUCCCGAUCAUUUGAACAACCCAGACCUGGACUAUAGGUGAGAGAGUGGGCGAGGUAGCUGAGGAUUUAUUGGCUGUAACCAUCUGAUUUAUUCUGAUCUUUGGUGGAGAUGAUAUUAAUGAGUUCUUACUCUUAUCAUCAUUUGACAAAAGCAAAACCAGAGACAUGUCGAUUGGUCUAAAAGCUUCCAGUCUUUCUAUUGUGAAUGAAAAUGAUUGGGAACCUCUUUAAAUUUAUCAUCUUGUCUUAAUUCAAAUAUUUCUUACUCUACAGCAUAGACCAAGCAAACAAAAAUAUAAACACUGAUUUGGUUUAGCAUCUCUUAGAAGUGCCUGGUGUGUAUAUAUAACAUAACACCGAAUCCUUUUUAAUGCACUUUUUAUGUUCUGUCCUUAGCACUGCCUUGUCUAUAAUAUUCACUUGUAAGAGUCAACAUGCUGUAAUAGAAACAAGGAAACUAGUAUUAGACAAAUUCCUUAACCAGAAUGUCCUGAUAUCUCGCACUUCUAAUCUUCAGCAAUGUUUUCAUCUUCCUUCACGUGUCCUACACCACUAGAAAUAUAUACACCACCGGUAGCAUGUUCUGUCUAGCUUGUGCUCGCUGCAUCUACAUCACCAAGUGCGAUUGUGCCACUUCAGCUUAAUUUAAUGCAGAAGGAUGUUUCAUCAUUAAACAUGACUGGUAGCAGUAACGUACUCUUUAGAAACUAUUCUGAUCAGCAGCUGAGCUCUGUGAAGUCAAAUUCCAAUUGAAAUACGACUUGCUAUCAGCAAGUGAUCGCCCUGACUGUAAUUUAAUAGUCGUAAAUCUUUUAUAACAUUUAUAAGACUAAAGAUUGUGUUUGAGAAUUGACUGCUAUUAGAAAGCCUGUAGAAAAAAGGUCAAUGGUUUGUGGUGUUUGAUUUUUUUUUUUUACUUUUGUCUAUUUAAAAAUAGUGUUGUUCUUUUUGUGUGUGUGUGUUCAUGUAGUGAAUACAAGCACAGUCAACACUACAGGCAUGAUGAUUUGAGAUUGAUGCUUACUGAGAUUUUUUUUUUUACAUAUAUUUACACCAAGUUAUUUUGACUGCUCAUUCAUUCCGAUGUGCGUGAAUGUAAAUAUUUGGUUAUCUGCUAGAAUUUGCUUUUUUUGUUUGUUUGUUUAUUAUCAGUAAACCUUAUUCUUCAGUAGUUCCACAUGUUAACUGAGUGUCUUGAAUGUAGAGUUUUUAGAUAAGAACAAGAACUAAAGCAAUCCAGGCAACAGCAUUUGCAUUUCAGUGAAAUAAGCUUAAAGAUUUUCAACACUGGAUUCAUAUCAGAAGUAAAUGUAAUUGUGUUGUGGUUAUAAUCAGAUAAGAGCCCUUUUCACUUUCUUAUUGGUUUUGAAUAAAAGAAAAUCCAGUUUUUUCACAUCCAGCCCCAGAGUCUCAGAGGAAUCUACAGAAUUAUUUUUAUUAAAGAUUUUCAUGGUCAUCAAAUCCUACAGGAGAACUUCAUUAUCAUUAAUGAAUGACAUCGGAUAUAUUUACUGCUUAAAAUCAGAAAUGUAAAUACGUAUUGCGGGCUUCACGGAACACGGCUGUUUAAAUUGUUCUUUUUCAUGCUAAUCUUAUCAAAUGUACAGAGAACGAGCUAAAUUUGCAUUCAAAUAUAUUGUUGCAGUGUUGCAACCUUCACCCAACAAA